AUGGGUACUAAGUACGGCAACCUGGUGGAGACGCUUGUCACCAUCGACCUGGAACGACCAGCGUGGGAGCAGGAGGGCCUGCACAACAGAUGGCAUCCCGAGAUCCCCUGCUACAAAAAGAUGAAACAGAACAAAGCGUACAAAAUCGAGUGCUACGACUGGACGGGAGGCCAGGUCGGGAACAACGACUCUGCCGAUGACAUCAAGUAUUGCGACCUUACAAAAAUCCAUUAUUUGUCUGGGCCUUUUGAGGUGGAAGGCGCUGAGAAGGGCGACGUUCUGGUGGUGGAGAUCCAGGACGUCCAACCUCUCGAAAGACAGCCUUGGGGAUACUGCGGGAUCUUCGCCAAGGAGAACGGGGGUGGGUUUCUGGACAAACACUAUCCAAAGGCUGCCAAGGCCGUGUUCGACUUCGAGGGCAUCCACUGCUCCUCCAGACACAUCCCGGGCGUCCGUUUUGCUGGCCUUGUCCAUCCAGGAAUUAUUGGAACCGCUCCCAGCCACGAAAUCCUGGCAGAGUGGACCAGAAGAGAGACAGAGCUCGUGGAGUCUAACCCAGACGCAGACUUCGUGAUGGCCAACCUGCCAACGGAACAGAACGCCUACGCGGGUGCUUGCGGCUUGGAACUGCAGUCCAAACUGGCACAAGGAGGAAGAACCAUACCGGGCCGUCCUGAAAACGGUGGCAACUGCGACAUCAAGAACCUGUCGCGCGGGUCCAAGGUGUACUUGCCGGUCAACGUGGACGGAGCCAAGCUGAGUGUCGGGGACCUGCAUUUUUCCCAAGGAGAUGGCGAGAUCUCGUUUUGCGGAGCAAUUGAGAUGUCCGGGUCCAUCACGCUGAAAUGCUCUGUUCUUAAAAAAGGCAUGUUCAAGCUCAACAUGAAAAGUCCCAUGUAUUUGCCUGGACCAGUAGAAAACCACUACGGCCCAGGCAGAUACCUCACGUUCGAGGGCUUUUCUGUCGACGAAGACGGCAAACAACUGUGUUUGGACACGACGGUCGCAUACAGACAGACAUGUCUCAGGGUCAUUGAGUAUCUCAGAAGAUACGGCUACAAUGACUACCAGAUCUAUCUGCUGCUGUCCUGUGCGCCAAUCCAGGGCCACAUCGCGGGAAUCGUUGACGUGCCAAAUUCGUGCACCACCAUUGGCUUGCCGAUGGAUAUUUUUGAGUUUGAUAUUUCUCCAGAAAAAGAUGUCGUCAAGCGCGAUCUUGGAAACUGUGCUUUCGCCAACGAUGAUCUCGAAAAAGGUUUUCCGUUGCAUGGCGAACUUCCAAAUUUUCUUUUGGACAAUAUCACUAAAUAACAUCUUAUCGAUCAAACGUCAGGUACCAGUAAGAUUCUGCCCAGUAGCUGUUGUCCCGUUGGACGACCGCCUUUUUUGCAACCAUCCAGUCUAGAACAAGCUUCAGCUCGAACGGCUCGUACAAAGGACUAAACCGCAGACAAAGCAGACGGAACGUCACACCGGGGCGGAAAACUAUGCAUCGCAAAAGCGAGCACACCGUCUUGAACCAAAUCUCCACAUUGAGGUCCCCAUUGAGGUCGAUCCAGAGACGCGAGCACGGCGACCCGCUUGGAGGAGCCACUGGCUUCAAAUCUAUCGCCGUGUGCAUGUCGUGCAAAAUAAAAUCGCUCUCGAGCUUCGUCUUGUCCUGGCUCUUGGUGGAGUAGUUGUCGAUCAGUAGUGGCGGGCUCUGGUCGAUUCGCGUAACCUUGAUUUCGCCCUGGGCCAUCAUAUUUAUCAGGGGAGCAAAACAACUAUCUGGCGACAAGGGAGACAAAAUGAUUCCCUUGUUGUUCAAAGUUGCUGUUUCCAUCAUCUCCACGAAACCAGCACACUGGUCAAAAAACGUCCGUGUGAACUUCCAGUCGAUCAGAGACAUGAUUUUCUCGGUCAGAGUGAACUUGAUUGGCGAGUCUUCGCCCAAAUAGGCAAUCACCUUGUCGUCCUCCAACUCUGCCAGAGCCUUUGCAUAGACAUCCUUUUCGGUCGAAGAAAACACCUUUUUGGCUUCUGCAGACGAAAACUUGUCUGGUCCCGUUGCAAACAGGGCCUUCAGCUUGGUCUUUGCUUCUUGGACGCCCGUAGGCUCCAGGCUCGGCUCCUCAGAAACCAGCGGAUACGUAAACAUCGCCCGCGCACACUGCUCCUCGCGCUCAAUAAUAGAAGUGCCUUCUCUGAACACAUCCAGUCCACGCAGGUCAGUAUCGGACCGCCACCGGUGCUCCUUGAAAUUCUCAGAGUAGUUGCGGUAAAGAACAACAUCGUGAGUAUUUUCAAACGAAUCUGCAUCCACAGACCUCCACAGAGAAAUCAUCCCAUUCAAGUCGUAAUCCAGCAGCUCCUCCUCGCCAAUAUCACCAUUCGUGAUGGCUGACAUCAAAAUUCUCUCCCACGUCUUCCUGGACAGCUGUAAAGCCCUGAUUCCAAUUGCACGUUUGUGGCGAGGCCAUUGUCGUCUCAAAACUUCAGAAGUGUACUUGUCCUGGAAAAGAGCAGACACCUUGGCCCAAUCGAUGGUGUUGGCCGGCGACAGUGAUUGCGAGAUGGUGAUUGCACGGACUAGGACCAUGACGUCCUUGCUGCUCAGACGUGUGUUAUUCCGUGCGCGUUUCGUUGGAGCUGUUGAGGCCGCUGGUGUUUUUUGACGUGUGGAGACUUUCUUUCUCUUUCUUGAUUCCAUCAGCGGAGCAAGCAGGUCCUCGUCGUUGGAGUUACGGGGCCGUUUUUUCUUGGACUCGGCGGGUUUUUCUGCUGCUCGAAGACGAACCUCCACUCUUUUUGCGGUGUCGAGACCUUUUCUCUGGUUUGACUUGCGAAGCUGGGAUAAACGCUGAGACGGCAUCUCGAAAAAGUGCGAAUCGUUGGCCUUGAAAACGGGGCGCGUGGGAGCCGAGCUCAGUCGUGGGUUGACAGACCCAGUUUUGGAGCUGACAGAAUGGGCAAUGGCGUCGAUAUCGUCCUGUGACGGCUUAUUUGUCACUGAACAGAGGACAGUGUGUGUGAACGAGCGAAUCGAGCUUGGCACCUCUUUCACCGUGAUCAGAUUCUGUCUUUGCAGCACUGCCGCAUCUUUCUUGACAGUCCGGCGGUCAACCAGAUAGUUCACAUUCAGAGCAUCCGACACCUUCUUCGUCAGGUCCAUAUUGAGAGCAAUGCAUUUGCUUUCGUCAAUAAUAUGAAGCAGCACAGAGCGACGUUUGUCAGGGCCGAAAUCAAUAUCAGCAUCCGGAAGAGGCUGCGGUACGUACGUCUCUGCCUUUGGCACAAACUUGGCGGGACUCUCGAUACGUCCCUUGUGCUCGUCAAAGUGUCUUCCUAUAAUCGGUUUUGGCUGGCCAAUCCGCUGUAUUUUCUUGGAUAUAGCGAUCUUCAGCGUGUCGUCGAUAACCAGCUGCUUUAUCUUGUUCUGCUUGGAAACGAGGCUCUUCAAAACAGGCCCCGAGUAGCCAAACCAGCAAAAUUUGAAUGUUUCGCUGCUGAAGAAAACUAGUGACACGCGCUUUGGAAAUGGGUCAAUAUAGUGGCUAGCACUGAUCUCUGCUAUUGUCUGUGUAUUCUCUUCUGUUUUUGCAAACUCUAGCCGUGGUUGCUCGACUUGUUGGCCUUGUCUUUUUAGGUAUUCAGACUGGAUCAUGUGACAAUAAUAACGGGCCUUCCCGUCCUGAUGCAAAUAGCGUAUCACGGCAUUGGGUUCCGCAACAGGGGUGUCAAAAACGUACGAGCCAAUGUAGUUGCCGAACGACUUCACAGAGAGGUUUCCGGUGAUACAGGUGUUGAGUUUUUUGGUGGAGAUUCCGGGACUGGCUUUAACAGUGUCAAAAAUCUGGUUUUGGAGAGGAAAGAACGGAUUGUAUGUUGGAACCUCGUCCGUGUUGCUCUCGAAAACCGAGCCAAAAAGCUCGUCCUGAUCAUCCUCGCGGUCCUGGCUCAGCGAAGCCAGCUCAGAUUUCAGUUCCUGGCGUGCAUCCAGUGUUUUGGGAAGCUCCUUGAGGAACUGCAGCCCCACAAACUUGCGUCCGGACGACUCGUGUUCGACGUUUAUUUUGCACGCGUAGCCCAGCAUCACGAGGUUGCGGAUGGCCUUGGCCAGCAUUCUGCGUUCUUUCUUCGAGGUCAGACGCAGCUCGCGUGCCAGGUCGGACGGAACACGAACCCCAUUUGGGGCAUCCUGCAGCGACUUCAUCACAACGCCCAUGAGCUCAAAACUAGUUCGCAGAUUUGCAAAUGAGAACUGCUUUUCGUACUUUGUGCUCACAAUGACAUACGAGUUGGCAGAGUCAAUAACUGCCGGGAACUUUUUCACCACACCAAGGUCUUCCAGAGUCUGCAAUCGGGACGUCAGACUGCGACGGUCCUGACCAGACUGUCUGAUCAGUUCCAUUGACGUGAUUCCAGCUUCUUUAGCUUUUGUAAUAUAUCGCAAUAAUUCGUAAGGAAAAUAACCCAGGUUAUUAUUUUCUUUCUUGACCCCCAGCAGAAACAAAGACUGUCGAUCAUCAGUAACGCCCACACAAAGUUUAUCCUCGCCAUACUUUUCCACAAGGUCCACCAGACUCAUCUUCUUGUCGACUGUCUCUGUUUUGUAGGUUGUUUUGCCGCUUUUCUCCUUCGUGGCGGAGAUAAUAAUAUACACC
This is a messenger RNA of Ogataea polymorpha, 4646 nucleotides long. RefSeq lists its product as uncharacterized. Gene Ontology annotation, molecular function: hydrolase activity, acting on carbon-nitrogen (but not peptide) bonds, in linear amides. The record is from RefSeq and is a predicted model, not a curated record. NCBI's taxonomy places the organism in Eukaryota, Fungi, Ascomycota, Pichiomycetes, Pichiales, Pichiaceae. The coding region runs from base 1 to 1311 and encodes 436 amino acids. The transcript has a single exon.